Molecule: messenger RNA, 1527 nt
Organism: Juglans regia (Persian walnut)
Lineage: Eukaryota; Viridiplantae; Streptophyta; Magnoliopsida; Fagales; Juglandaceae
Product: geraniol 8-hydroxylase-like
Exons: 2
Coding region: 1-1527 (508 amino acids)
Molecular function (GO): oxidoreductase activity, acting on paired donors, with incorporation or reduction of molecular oxygen; iron ion binding; heme binding
Source: RefSeq, a predicted model, not a curated record
AUGGAGACCUUGACUACUUUUCUUCUUUUGAUCUCUUCGGUCUGCUUGAUAUGUAGCCAGGCCCAUCUUCACCUCCGAAGCUGGUUUUUCAACAAGAGAAAGCUUCCUCCCGGCCCAACUGGCCUUCCCAUGAUCGGGAACCUCCUUGCAAUCGGUGAUACGCCCCACGAGUCCUUAGCCAAGUUGGCCAAGAAGCACGGCCCCCUCAUGACCGUACGACUCGGGUUCGUCACAACGGUGGUUGCUUCUUCAGCAGAAAUGGCGAGGGAAAUCCUCCAGAAGAAUGACCAAGCAUUUCUAGGGAGAGCCAUGCCAGAUGCUGUAGCCGCGGAGGCUAACUUCGAGCUGUCAAUGGUAUGGCUACAGGGGGAUAAAAAGUGGAUAAGCCUUAGAAAAAUAUGUAAUAGCCAGAUGUUCACAACACAGAGACUUGACGCGCUGCAAGGCCUGCGACACCAAAUGAUGGAUACUUUGGUCCGAAAAGUGGUUGAAGCCAGUGAAACUGGGGAAGCCAUUAAUAUUGGGAGGUUAGUGUUUGGAACCACGUUAAGUUUGUUGUCCAACACCAUGUUCUCAGUGGACUUAAUUGAUAAAAAAUCAAAUAGUAUUCAAGAACUAAAGGAGCAUGUUGGGACGAUAUUGGAACUUCUGGGGAAGCCUAAUGUUUCAGACUUUUUCCCUUUGCUAAAGCCAUUCGAUCUACAAGGCAUCAGGCGGACUAUUAAGGUACCUUACGAUCGAUUGCAUGCGUUGCUUGAUGAGGUGAUUGAUCGACGUUUGAAAUGCAGAACCUCUGCAUCACCGAGGUGUAACGACUUUUUGGAUGUCCUCCUUGACCAUGGCGAAGAACAUGGCCCUAAGGAAUUUAACCGCGAGGAUAUCAAGAUUUUGCUAACGGACAUGUUCAUUGGAGGAACUGGUGCAACUACCACUAUAGUGGAAUGGGCAAUGGCUGAGCUGCUUCGCAAUCCAGGAAUGAUGGCCAAGGCAAAACAAGAACUUGCUAAAACAAUCGGAUCAGGACGUCGAACCAUUCAAGAGAAAGAUAUCUUACGACUUCCUUAUCUACAAUCAGUCUUGAAAGAAACGAUGCGGCUUCAUCCAACAGCACCUUUGCUGCUGGCUCAUCGUGCUUUGAUCGAUGUACAAGUUUGUGGAUACACCAUUCCAAAGCACACUCCGGUGAUCGUGAAUGCAUGGGCAACAGCCCGAGACCCCAUGUGUUGGGACAAGCCAAAAGAGUUCAUACCAGAGAGGUUCAUGGCUGGCGGCUCUGCAGAAGUGGAUUACAGGGGCACAAACUUCUCGUUCAUCCCGUUUGGUUCUGGGCGGCGGAUUUGCCCAGGUUUGGCUCUUGGGGUACGAAUGCUUAGCUUGUUGCUCGCUUCUCUGAUUCAUCUCUUCGAUUGGAAGCUCCCUGAUGGAAUGGCAUCUGAAGAGAUUGACAUGAGAGCCAAAUUUGGAAUUGCAAUGCAGAACCCGCUGGUUGUCAUUCCCCACUUGGUUGUGGCCAAAGCUAAUGAAUAA